Lactuca saligna is the source of this 354-nucleotide messenger RNA. NCBI's taxonomy places the organism in Eukaryota, Viridiplantae, Streptophyta, Magnoliopsida, Asterales, Asteraceae. The record is from the annotation of a GenBank genome assembly.
AUGGAGAAAUCUGUUGUUGAGGAUCAGGUGUCAAAUCUGGAUGCGGAGUUGGCGGUUGAGGUUUUGAGGAGGAAGAUCUUAGAGGCUAUUUUGGCUUGGUUCCUUCAAAAGGGGGUGGUUUGUGUGGUGGACCAUGUUUUCGAGAGUAGUAAAUUCACGCUUGGGAUCCGACGAGUAAAGACCGCAUGUGUGGUUGUUGGUAUAAAGAGUGGGAAGCAGAUGGAAUUUGCAUCAUAUCUUCAUUUGAGCAAGCUCGGUCUCACUGACCUUCGCCAACUAUGUUCCGAGGAAGAGGUACUUGCUUCAGAAGGUGGUGUCGAGGGCGCUGCCUUGGGUCAUGCCAUCCAGGGUUGA